Hibiscus syriacus is the source of this 1362-nucleotide messenger RNA. RefSeq lists its product as uncharacterized. NCBI's taxonomy places the organism in Eukaryota, Viridiplantae, Streptophyta, Magnoliopsida, Malvales, Malvaceae. The coding region runs from base 1 to 1362 and encodes 453 amino acids. The transcript is spliced from 3 exons. The record is from RefSeq and is a predicted model, not a curated record.
AUGGUCACCUCCCCUGAUAUGAUUGAAUUCCAAGAAGUCACCCAUGACCUUCAACUCCAAGACCAUCCAUUUUUUGGUCCUACUUACUCAUGGAGUAACAAGCAAAAUGAUAAUUUUCUUGCUCGUAAACUUGUUAGAGUUCUCAUCAACCCUCUGUGGUCUGAAUCUUUUCCUCACUCAUUUGUGGAAUUCUUGGCUCCUGGCUCCUCUGACCACUGUAUGGCUUUGGUGUCUCUUCACAAAGAGGUUCAAACAAAUAGACCCAAGCCUUUUAAAUUCUUUAAUUGUUGGGCUUUCCAUCAAAACUUCCUCAAUAUUGUUAGCCAGUCUUGGUCUAUGCCUAUCCAAGGAAAUCCUAUGAAGAAAAUUUUUCUCAAGCUUAAACGUCUUAAAGUUAGUCUCCAAAACCUCAACAAAGGCUUUUUUAGGGAUAUCUCAACUCAGGUCAGACAAAAGAGAGAAGAAAUUGAGAAACAACAAGUCCUUACCUUAAGAGGUGUUGAGCCCAUUGAUAAGGAGUUGGAACUGCAAAGUGAUCUCAAAUCCUUAGAGGAAGCCGAGGCAAUGCUUCUAAAACAAAAAGCAAAAUUUCACUUGCUAAAAGAGGGAGACAGAUGCUCUUAUGAUCCUAAUGUUAAAGAAUGCUCUACUAGUCUUCUUAAAGACCUCUUGCUACCUAUUCCCUUCCCUGAAGACUAUGAUGGCCUCACUAAGGAAGUCACUCUUGAAGAGAUCAAAGAGGCUAUUUUUAGUCAAGGAAACGAUAAGGCUCCAGGCCCUGAUGCAUUUAAUGCUACUACUAUUGCCUUGGUCCCUAAAAUCCUGAAUCCCAACAAAGUUUCAGAUUUUCGCCCAAUUUCUUGUUGCUCUGUUAUCUAUAAGGCCAUUACAAAGGUCAUUGUUAAAAGGAUGACUCACCUGCUGCCAAGGAUUAUUUCCUCUAAUCAAUCUGCUUUUGUCAAAGGAAUGAGUAUUAUUGACAAUACUCUUCUUGCCCAAGAAAUUGUGAAAGGAUAUGGGAGGAAAACAAUCUCACCCAUGUGUGCCCUGAAAAUUGACUUUCAAAAAGAUUUUGACUCAAUUCACUGGGGCUUCAUUCCAUCAAUUCUUAAGGCUCUUAAAAUUCCAAAUAUUUUCAUAGAGUGGAUUGUGGCUUGUUACUCUGCUGUAAAUUACUCCAUAGCCUUUAAUGGAAGCUUGAUUGGGGUUUUUAAGGGCGCUAAGGGUCUUAGACAAGGAGACCCACUUUCUCCAAUAUUGUUUGUUAUGGUUAUGAAUUUCUUAUCCAAAUUACUCAAUAAUGCUGCUGCAAAAGGGAUCUUCAACUUCCAUCCUAAAUGCAAGAAAAUUUGUCUUACUUAA